AUUUUCGGGCGAUGGCGGGUAUAUGAUUGCAACAUUGCAACUCCUAAUAUGUUAAGUUUGUGAGUUAUCUUAUAUCUGUCUUUCUGUCUUUCUGCUAAUAUAUCGAAUUACAAAAUUGGCUAAGUUUAUGAAAAUUCACGAAUUUUUGUAUGAUAUACGAGAGAUACAAAAGAGACGUAAAAGAGUGGAAUAGUUAAUUUAUGUAAACAAUUUCCGUUUUCGAGAAAUAAUGUUUUUCAAGAAAAUUUUAAUGCCGUGCGGGUUAUGUGCGUUACCUGUGAUAAAACCAGAAAAUCCAUCGGAAAGCAAAAUGUCACCUUACAGUAACGAGUCAGGAGUGAAGAAAUUAAUUCGACCAUCCGAACUACCGAUUUACCCCUUUGAAGACGAUUAUUCUAAACAGAUCCCAUGCACAGAAUGUUCACCCUCUGCAUUGGAGCGGAACAUAUCCAAAAUUCGAAAAUCGGUUCAAGCAGUCAUGUCAGAAUAUCAACAUUACACUGGUGUGAUCUCUGAUACCAUUGACACUGGUGUCGAACACAGCAAAUCUCUUUUGGACUAUCUUCGUGAAGAAAGUAAUGUUAUGCCACGAAUGGGUGCUAUUGCUAUUGGUGGAUUGGCUGGAUUAGUGCUUGGACUUAGAGGACGUACAUUUAAGCGAGUAGUAUAUUCUAGCACAGGUGCUCUCGCUACAGCAGCUGUCUGUUAUCCCAAAAAGGCAGAAGAGGGACUUGAUACAGCAAAACAUUACAUAAAUGUUGGCUACAAUUUUGUUUAUGGUGUCAAGCCCGGUGAUGAUCGACAGCUGAAAAUCACAAUACCAGAGUUGCCAAAAUUGAAAAUACCAACAUCUUUUUCGGAAUUUGUAGAUUUAACAAUUGUCAUAGGUUCUACAGUGACUACCACUGUUGGUAGUUUUGCACAGAACAUAUAUACAUCUUUAAGUGAUAAUAAGGAGAAAGAUAAAUCAACAGCUAAAUUAGAUAAACGAGAUUAAGAAACGACGAUAUUAAUAAAAUGUAGUGAAAAAUAUAAACGUUUUGUCAGAAACGUUUUGUGAAAAAAGAAAGAAAUUAAGAAUAAUUUAAUU
This is a messenger RNA of Camponotus floridanus (Florida carpenter ant), 1090 nucleotides long. RefSeq names its product MICOS complex subunit MIC27 (gene Mic26-27). The coding region runs from base 230 to 997 and encodes 255 amino acids. Gene Ontology annotation, biological process: cristae formation. The record is from RefSeq and is a predicted model, not a curated record. Lineage: Eukaryota; Metazoa; Arthropoda; Insecta; Hymenoptera; Formicidae. The transcript is spliced from 6 exons. Gene Ontology annotation, cellular component: MICOS complex.